Molecule: messenger RNA, 3204 nt
Organism: Carya illinoinensis
Lineage: Eukaryota; Viridiplantae; Streptophyta; Magnoliopsida; Fagales; Juglandaceae
Exons: 4
Coding region: 1-3204 (1067 amino acids)
Molecular function (GO): nucleic acid binding; RNA-DNA hybrid ribonuclease activity
Source: RefSeq, a predicted model, not a curated record
AUGGAAAGGAUGAAGUAUAAGUUGGGAUUUCAAAAUUGUCUUGCUGUGAGUUGUGAAGGCAAAAGUGGAGGAAUUGCUCUUUUCUGGAAUAACAGAUUCAAGGUGGAAAUUCAGACUUUUUCUAAGUUUCACAUACAUGCAAAAGUUACUGAGGAGGAGGAGAAUGUUGAGUCAUGGUGGUUAACUGGUUUUUAUGGCAAUUCAGAUGUGAGUAAGAGGCAUGAGUCCUGGAAUUUAUUGAGAACAUUACUGGUUCCUAGUGAUAAAGGCUGGUUGAUUUUGGGAGACUUUAAUGAGAUUCUAAGUAAUGCUGAAAAGAGUGGAGGUAGAGACAAACCUGAUAGACAAAUGAAGGCUUUUACGGAUGUUAUUGAUGAAUGUCAUUUACAUGAUUUGGGAUUUAAUGGUACUCCUUUCACAUGGUGUAACAGAAGGGAAAUGGCUCAUUGUAUUAGUGAAAGAUUGGACAGGUUCUUAUUAAAUUUGAAGUGGCAUUCUUUUUAUCCAAUGGCUUCUGUUAUUCAUGGGGUUAUAGCUUAUUUUGACCAUGUGCCAAUAAUGUUGAAGCUCACAGCUGGGAGUGUACAAGGUCCAAGAAAGAAAUUGUUUAGAUUUGAAGCAAUGUGGGUUGAUGCUACUGACUGUAAACAGGUUAUUCAAGAGGCUUGGAGGGGCGUUGAAGGAAGGAAAGAUUUGAGCCUUGCAGACCCUCUCUCUGAUAACAGACAGAAGCUACAAGAAGCUAGAAAUGAGGUCCAAAAAUGGUUAACCAGAAAUGAGAUAAUGUGGAAACAGAGGUCCAAGGCCUUGUGGUUAGCUGAGGCUGCUGAUGAAGUGGGAAGUAUGGGCUUUUUACAAGGUCUGGCAGGCAGAAUAACACCUGAUAUGGUUGAACAAAUGGAUUUGCCUUUUUCAGAAGAUGAGGUAAAGAGGGCUUUAAAUGAGAUGCAUCCAACAAAGGCACCUCGUCCAGAUGGUAUGAGUCCCCUCUUUUAUCAAAAAUAUUGGUCAGUGGUGGGCAAGGAUGUUACUGAAUCAAUUCUUCAUGCAUUGAAUAAUGGUUACUUUCCAUCUGCCAUCAACCACACUUAUGUCACCCUGAUUCCAAAGAGAAAAAACCCUGAGUUAGUGUCAGAUUAUAGACCAAUAAGUCUAUGUAAUGUGAUAUACAAAUUGAUUUCAAAGAUUCUAGCCAAUAGAUUGAAGCUGUGUUUGCCUGCUAUCAUUUCACCAUCUCAAACAAUAUUUGUUCCUGGAAGACUUAUUACUGACAAUGUGCUAGUUGCUUAUGAGAUGGUUCAUUUUCUGAGAAGGAAGAGGAAAAGGAAGGAUGGCUUUAUGUUACUAAAAUUGGAUAUGAGUAAAGCUUAUGACAGGAUUGAGUGGUGUUUUCUUCAUAAAGUGAUGGAACAGAUGGGGUUUAGUGAAAAAUGGGUGAAGUUGAUUAUGUUUUGUGUUCAAACAGAUUCUUUCUCUAUUCUUCUAAAUGAAGAACCAAAGCGACCUAUAUAUCCAACUCGUGGGUUGAGACAAGGAGAUCCUAUCUCUCCCUAUCUUUUUCUACUAUGUACUGAAGGUUUAAUUCUAUUAUUGGAUCAAGCUAACUCCCAUAAUCAAGUUGAAGGAAUUCGAGUUUGCAGAGGGACCCCCAAGCUAAAUCAUCUGUUAUUUGCAGAUGAUGUGGUUCUGUUUAGUAGAGUUAAUAUGCAAACAUGCUUAAACCUCCAACAUCAGCUGGACAUCUAUGAGAAAGCCUUUAGUCAAAAGGUUAAUCGUGAAAAAACCUCCAUGGCCUUCAGUCAGAAUGUAAAUCAGCCCCAGAUGGAUGAGAUUAUGCAGUUUUGGGGAGUGCACCAGUUUCAACAAUAUGAUAAAUACCUUGGUUUGCCAACUAUGGUUGGAAGAGGUAAAUAUCAAGCUUUCUCAACCUUAAAAUAUAGAGUUUGGGCCAAAAUGCAAGGGUGGAAAGAGAAGCUAUUAUCACAAGGGGGAAAGGAGAUCUUACUCAAAGCUGUGGCCUUAUCUAUACCAACAUACACUAUGAGCUGUUUUAAAUUACCAAGGUCUUUAUGUUCUAAUUUAGAAGAGAUGAUGGCAAGGUUUUGGUGGGGACAGAAAUCAGAUGAAAGAAAAAUAUGUUGGUUAAGCUGGAAGAAAAUGUGUGAUUCAAAGCUUAGUGGUGGAUUGGGAUUCAAGAAUUUACAGUUGUUUAAUAUGGCCCUUUUAGCUAAGCAAGGAUGGAGGAUUAUGACUCAGGAAUCAUCUCUUCUUCAUAGAAUUUUUAAAGCUAGAUAUUUCCCUACUUCUAGUUUUAAAGAUUCAAUGUUAGGUGGCACACAUUCUUUUGUUUGGAGAGGUAUUUGGGAAGCUAAAACAUACCUCCUUAAGGGAUGUAGGUGGCGUGUUGGAAAUGGUCUAUCUAUUAAUAUCUGGGAAGAUUAUUGGCUUCCAAAUCACAAGUUGGUACCUACUCCUCCUAUAACUGCAACUGAUUCAGCUUCUGAGAGGGAUAAUUCUGUGGCAUCUUUGAUGAUGCAGAAUCCAAGAAGAUGGGACAUAGAGAAGGUCAGAAGCUUGAUACCAGCAAGGGAGGCAAAUGAGGUGCUUUCUAUCAGAUUGUCUUCUGAGGAUGUUUCUGAUUCACUGGUAUGGGAACAUGAGAAAAGUGGGCUGUAUUCUGUCAACAGUGCUUACCAGUUUUUUCACUCUAUGGAUACAGAUAGAAACAGAGCUGAAAGUUCAUUGAAACUUAAUGUGGAUGGAGCAAUCUUUAGUGAUCAAUGUCGAUCUGGUAUUGGUGUGGUUUUAAGAGAUGAUAAGGGACAAGUGACUUUUGCUGCUAGUAAACUAGAAGAUGCUCUUGCUGACCCAAUGGAGAUAGAGCUCAUUGCUAUAUUGAGAGGAAUUCAGUUGUGUAUUCCUCUAGGUAUUGCUGAGCUUCAAAUUGAAAGUGAUGCACUUCUUGUUAUUGAAGAACUAAAAAAGGAUGGAAGAUCUUCAACCCUAUGGAGUUCUCUUAUUCAUGAAAUCAAGACCCUUCUAUCCUCUUUUCCAGCUUGGUCUAUUCAAUAUAGAGGCCGUGAGUCUAAUGGUGUAGCACAUAAUCUAGCUAAGUUUGCAUGGCAUCUUGAUAAUAUAGCUCUAUGGUGGGAUGUUAUUCCUGAAUGUAUAUCCCAAACUAUUUGGGUUGAUUCAUCAUUGUAA